Messenger RNA from Hemiscyllium ocellatum (epaulette shark), 3177 nucleotides. RefSeq names its product NACHT, LRR and PYD domains-containing protein 3-like. Gene Ontology annotation, cellular component: cytoplasm. The record is from RefSeq and is a predicted model, not a curated record. Lineage: Eukaryota; Metazoa; Chordata; Chondrichthyes; Orectolobiformes; Hemiscylliidae. Gene Ontology annotation, molecular function: protein binding. Bases 1 to 3177 code for a protein of 1058 amino acids. The transcript is spliced from 12 exons.
AUGGACGUCACCAGUGCUCAUCUACUCCUGAGUUGGUUGCUGAUGCAGGUCUCCUUCCUCUCGUCUGAGCAAUUGCCCCGCUCCAGCCAACAGCAGUGUCUUCUGUUGGAGAACUUGUUUGAGCUGUCGUCAGAUCCACACUUGACAAAUAUGGAGUUCUUGACAAAGUGCAAUGAGGACCAGCUGUUCAAAUUGACAAAGUUGUACCGGGACAGACUAGAACAAGCAAUUGAAGAAGUCUCGGUUGAAAUCAGCACGUUGCUAACAUAUGAGAAGCAUUUCACUGGACAGGAGCAUCAGAAAGUCAUUGAACUUGUGGAGAAGGGAAACCAGGCGGACAGUUCCAAACUUCUCCUAACUCUUGUGAUGGGGAAAGGCUCUGUGGCUCGAAGAAUGAUGUGGGAAUCCUUUGUGAAAAUGCACCAUAGAUUACCAAAGUUGGAUAAAAUACUUAACGAAAUACAGGAAAUUGAUUUUGAACAACUUGAUAACGUGAACAUGGCAAAAGGUUUACCUGAAAUCCCCAGCAACCUGAAAGGUGUUCAGGAAAAACACAAGGAAGUACUCUGUGUACAAACUCAAACACUGCAAGUAAGCACAAUCCUAGUAAAGGAGAAGGUGAAGACUUUCCAGCUGGUUGAUCGAUAUGCUGAGCUAACGGUCAUCUCUGCUGUUCGAGAUCGGAAACUUGUAGAGCAUGAAUUGCUGGCAAGAGGCCGAGACCAUGAGGAGUGGAGAGAGAAACAUCUCCGGAGAGAACUGGAAAAAAUUCCAGUCGAUUGCUUGUUCCAGAGCAGUUUUUCCUGGGUAGGAUUUUUGGUCCAGAAAUUAAAGAAAUGGGUUUGGCAAUCCAAUUUCGGGAGUUCAGCAGUAGUGAGUGGAGUCCCAGGGAUUGGAAAAACAACAAUGGUGCAGAAGAUUGUUCAUGACUGGGCCACAGGGAAAAUAUACCCACACUUUCAAUUUGUUUUCAGCUUUAAAUUCCGGCACUUAAACACUUAUAAUGGCAGGGUUAACCUGAGAAAUCUGAUACUGGAUAUGUAUCCUUACUUUGAGAAUGUUCUGGGAGAGCUCUGGAAGAACCCAGAGGGUUUGCUUUUUAUAUUUGAUGGUUUGGAUGAAUUCAAGGAGAGGAUCGAUUUUGCAGGCCAUCAGAGAAGCACAGCACCUCCGCACAUGUGCACAGACCCUGAAAGCUGGUGUGAGAUGUCUGACAUUGUGUACAGUUUAAUCCAGCACAAGCUGCUCCCAGGAUGUUCAGUGUUAGUGACCACUCGUCCCACUGCAUUACAUUUAUUGGAAGUGGCUGAGGUCAGUGUCUGGGCUGAAAUCCUGGGAUUUGGUCGUGAUGAACAGAGGGAGUACUUCAACAAGUUUUAUGAAGAUAAGAAAGUGGCAGCAGCUGUUUUGAAACACUUGGAGGAGAAUGAGAUCCUGUACACUAUGUGCUAUAACCCUUCAUACUGCUGGAUCCUCGGUCUGUCACUCGGUCCCUUCUUCAAGCAAAGAGGCAGGAAACAGCAGCAUGUUCCCAGGACCGUCACUCAGCUAUAUUCCUACUUUAUUUAUAACGUUCUGGAAAACCAUGGCCGAGAGAUUGAAAACCCUCGUGAAGUGUUACUACAGCUUGGUAGGAUGGCCUUUGCUGGAGUCUCUGGGAAGACAAUUGUGUUUACAAGUGAAGAUUUGGUCCAGUACAACCUCCAACCUUCCCAGUUCCUGUCUGGUUUCCUGAUGGAACUUUUGGAGAUGGAUGAUUCUGUUCGCAGCAUAGUUUACACUUUCCCACACCUCACCAUCCAAGAAUUCAUAGCUGCGUUGGCACAGUUCCUCACUUCAGAUUCUGGGAACAUACAGGAACUCCUCAGUAAAGCCCAUAGCAUGGAAGAUGGGCGCUUUGAGAUAUUUCUCCGUUUUGUUAUUGGUCUGUCUUCUCAGGCAGCCAGGCCUCUGGAGAAGCUCCUUGAUUCAUUUUGUCAUGUGACAAUCUGUCAAGUGAUUACUUGGGUGAAGGAGAAGGUUGAGGAACAGAUUAAAAACGCAGCAAGUAAACCUGAUCAAACCAACCUGUUGAACGCAUUGCACUACAUGUUUGAGUCUCAGAAUAAAAAACUGCUUCAGGAAAUUGUGGAAUCUGCAGAAAUAUUUAAUUUGCGUGGACUGAGACUGACUCCAAUUGACUAUCUGGUCCUAUCCAGUGUCUUUGAAUUCUGUGAUUCGAUUAGAAAACUCGACCUGCGGAAUUGUUACAUUAAGUGUGAAGGAUUGCAACGGCUGGAUUCCAUACUCCAAAAAUGUCGUGUGUUGAGAUUGAGUUUUAAUGAACUUGGAGAUUCAGGUGUGAAACUACUGUCUGUAGUUCUGAGGAAGCCAGACUGUAAAAUAAAAGAACUGGGCCUGGAGGAAAACUGUCUGACAGAUUUUUGUGCCGGAGAUUUCUCAUUUGCACUCAGUGUGAACAGGUCACUGAAUGUGCUGAAUCUGAGUAAUAAUAAGCUGGGUGAUUCUGGAGUGAAGUUACCGUGUGUCGCUCUGAGGAACCCUGACUGUACAAUACAGAAACUGCAGCUGGAUGCUAACCGUCUCACAGAUUCUUGUACUGAAGAUCUUGCCGCGGCCCUUAGUUCAAACCGGAAACUGACACGGCUGAAUCUGGAAUGCAACUCGUUCACUGAUCAAUCAAUCCCAGCACUCCGCCGUAUCAUAAUGAAGUGCACUGGUCUAGGUUGCAUCGAGCUGUGGGACAACAAGUUCAGCUCAGAUGGAAAACAUCAACUCAAAUCACUCCAGGGUACAAGAUCUGGACUCAUUGUGGAGUUGUCAUCACUCCAAAGGGUUAUCCACAAGGGUUUCCAAGAGGAAGUUGACCAGUUCAUCAACUUCAUGGUCACCUUUCACUCUGACCUCAAGUUCAACUGGACGAUGACAGACACCUCCCUCUCCUUCCUGGACCUCACCAUCUCCAAUUCUGGUGACCGGCUCAACAGGAAUAUCUACUUUGAACCCACUGAUUCCCGCAGCUGCCUGAACUACACCUCCUCCCACCUCACUCCCUGCUCUUCAGAGUACACCUUUCCAGUGCACGUGAUUCAUGGGGCCAUGAAGCAGCAGAUAAAUCUGACCAUCGCUGCAGGAAUGAAGGUUCUCUUCACUAUGCCUAAAUCAGAGAUCCCGUGA